Molecule: messenger RNA, 2751 nt
Organism: Anopheles coluzzii
Lineage: Eukaryota; Metazoa; Arthropoda; Insecta; Diptera; Culicidae
Product: endoplasmic reticulum metallopeptidase 1-like
Exons: 4
Coding region: 46-2679 (877 amino acids)
Biological process (GO): proteolysis
Molecular function (GO): metalloexopeptidase activity
Source: RefSeq, a predicted model, not a curated record
CCCCACUGUCGGUCAGUCAACGCUUAGCUGGUGUGUUCUACAGACAUGGACAUGGAAAGUGAAGCCGACCUGUUCGAGUCAGCGAACCAAAAACGCUCGAAGCGCGAUGCACAAAUCUCCCCCUGGUGGUUGCUCGGUCUGUCCGGUGCGGUGGCCGGAGUCUACUUUCUCGUCUACUGGAACUGGGCAGCGAUGCCGAUCGCAUUGCGCCGUGCGGAUGUGCUAACGCACCCGGACCGCUUCAUAGCGGAGGUGGCCAAGCAGCAUCUGUUCGAAAUGAGCAACGUUGGACCGCGGGUGGCCGGCAGCUACGCCAACGAAAUAGUCACCGUACAGUUUCUGCUUCGUGUUAUCGACGAAAUCGCCGCCGAAGCAAACCCCACCGCACAUCGCGUUGAGGUGGAGGUGCAGCGUGCGUACGGUGAUAUGUAUCUCGACUACGAAAAGUACCCCCAGACGAGCGUGUACCAGGGCAUUCAGAAUGUGGUGGCCCGGAUCGUGCCGGCGCAGGGGAGCGACCCGGACAACUAUCUGAUGCUCAGCUCACACUUCGACAGCGUCCCGCAAAGCCCCGGAGCCGGGGACGAUGGGACCAUGAGCGUUAUAAUGCUGGAAGUGAUGAGGCAGCUGGUCCAAGGCAAGCGAUCGUACGAGCAUGGGCUGGUGUUUGUGUUUAAUGGCUGCGAGGAGAACACACUGCAAGGAUCGCACGCGUUCGUGGCGCAUCAUCGGUGGUUCGCCAAGGUGCGAACGUUCAUCAACAUGGACGUGGCGGCGAACGGUGGACGGGACAUCAUGUUUCAAGCUGGACCCAAGUACUCGUUCCUCAUGGAAUACUAUCGCGAUCAUGUUCCCCAUCCGUACUGUACCGCGGUAGCGGAGGAACUGUUCCAGGCGGAUCUGGUACCAUCGGAAACGGAUUAUUUAAUCUACUCGACCGUCGGCAACAUACCGGGCAUGGAUUUCGCUCACAGUACCUGGGGCUAUCUGUACCACACGGCGUACGAUGCCUACGACACCAUACCGAACACAACGCUACAGCACACUGGGGACAAUGUGCUAGCAUUGGCCAAAGCGCUAGCCAACGCACCGGAGCUGUACGACAUCCGUGAGCAUGAGGGCAGUAAGGCUGUUUUCUUCGACUUUCUCAACUGGUUUCUCGUGUACUAUCCACUCUGGGCAUCGAUCAUACUCAAUGUUGGCCUGGUGGUUGUUGCUCUUUGUGCGAUCGGUUUGUCCGUGUGGAUGAUGGCACGCAGCACGAGCCUAACGGUGGGUCAACUGCUGCUACAGGGUCUUACCAGCAUGGGUGUCGUGCUGCUGUCACUCAUUGUCGGUAUUGGACUGUCGCUGGCGCUUGCCGCCAUUCUGAAUGCCGUCGAUUCCACAAUGAGCUGGUUCACUCAGACUUGGUUGAUCUUUGGUCUGUACGUCUGUCCCUUUUUGAUUGCAACGUGCACUGGGCCGUUGUUGUAUAUUCAUUUCGUAAAAAAUGAUCACCUAUCACUGCAUGCCCGAGUUCAGCUUUUACUGCACGCCACUUGUGUCCUGUACGCGUUGAUACUGGUCGUACUAACAGCUAUGAGCAUCCGAUCGGGCUAUCUCUUCACAAUGGCCAUCCUGUUCUACACCGUCACGACGCUGGUGAAUGUAUCGAUCAAGUAUUCGCCCUUCGCCUGGCUGUAUGUGCACCUCGCCGGACAGAUUGCACCGAUCGCGUACUUUAGCUCCGUUUCCCUCACCGCCUUUGCCACCUUUAUCCCAAUGCAGGGACGCGGCAAUGCAGGGGCCAAUCCGGAACUGCUGAUCGCUUUGUUUGCCGUGCUAGUGGGGCUGCUGGUGGCUGGGUUUCUCACCCCGCUGGUAGCGUUAGCACGCAAAGCGUACCUUUACAUCGCGUUAGUUGCCGUCUUUUUCGUGGUGUCGAUCAUCGUGAUGGUAACGUCGGCAGGGUUUCCCUUCCGAGCACACACUUCACCGCAGCGCUUUUACAUCUACCAUUGUACAAGAGAGUUUUACCAUCAGAAUGGUACGCUGAGACGGUUGGAAGGGGGCUACUACGUUCAUCCGCAGGAUCGUUAUACAGGCGAUCUUAUCCGCGAGCUGGCAGUCAAGUCCGACCUAUCCGCCAUACCGCUGGGGGAUGAGUGUGACAAGGAGCUGUACUGUGGUAUACCUUUCUAUCAAAACACCCAGCACGGACAGCGCGAAAACGGCCUUUGGAUACAAGGCAACCCAUUUACCCUGCCCGAAGCAAUCGAUCUACAGCUAGUGGACAGUCAACGUGAUCCAGAGUUCAACCUUACUACGUUCUUUUUCACGGCAAAAGGCACAGAUCACAUGAGCUUCUACGUUUCUCCCGUGGAGGGCGUGAAAUUAGUGGGCUGGAGCUUCAGCAAGACCAUUCCUCGCAGUGGGCUGGCUUGGAAUGGACAGGAGGUGCACUUCGUUAACUUUGUGCAUGGAAUCGAUGAUCGUCCGCACGAGUUUUAUCUUACGGUGCAUGGUACGGCUAGCAAGGCGGCGGAAGCGGGUUGGAGCUUUUACCUCAACAUAGUGGCACAGUACAUGCACCAUGAACAGUAUCGUGCUAGCGAGUUUCAGCAAUUUGUCGACCAAUUUCCCGACUAUGCGCAUGUAGUUGCCUAUCCCGCUCAUCUCGUUAGCCGAAUAUACUGAUCGGAGGUCGGGGGGAGGUUGGUGGACUGAUAAACGGACUGAUUUGAAUAAAAGAAAGUUAUGUUUGAAUUG